GUUGAAUUUGAUGGGUUAGUACUAAAUUAUGUUAUGGCAAUAAGUGAAGCCAUUUAACUAAUAAGAUCCAAAUUACAUUCUUAUAAAGAAUAAUCUAGGUACUUGAUUAUUUAUGAAAAGUCUUUAUAUUCAGCAUAUGUCUAUAUGGUAAUUCAUAGGCAGAAACAUCGGAUUAGAAAAUGUGUUCCUAUUGACAGAGCUCGAGUUCUGCAAAGAGAGUACACCAAUAUCGCAGCAAUCCAACAAAUCACAAUUCAACAAUUUUUAUCAGAAGACUCGAGAUCUCGGAACAUCGAACAAUUCAAUGGUCAGAAGCUCACCGAUACAAUAACCACCAUGUUAUUACCAGAAUGCCUCAUCAAAACGUUUAAUUAUUCCUUCGAAGAGACAUGCAUACCGGCAAGCUGGAAUCAACAUAUCAUGGCCAGCACAUACUUCUUGACAUUGUGGAUGACAAUGGAAUCGAUCGUAGGACAGUAAUGAAGCUUUUUGGUCCACUGAAGAUGGAGACGGCAAGGAUCUGUUCGAGUGUAAAUAUGCCAACGACAAUGACACAUGCUAUACAACCCAAUGAUUCAACUUUAUAAAUUAGAAACUUUAUUUAGCGAUGGUGAAGAUAUUUUAUACAUUUGUACAAAAUUUGUUUUUAUUUCAUUUCAUCCGUCCGGAAUUCGAUUUACGUUAGAGAAUUGAAAACCAAUGAAAGAUUGUUUUUUUUAUGUACCUCCACCGUUGAUUCGUUGGAAGUUAUAGCAAAACAAUGCUUUUUGAAUUGGGUUUCGAUCCGAUGACGAAAAUCGGACUCCGGGCGGAAAUUGCAUUCCUGUAUCAUUGUAAACAUAUGAAAGAAAACACGAAAUACAUUCAUUAACAAAUAGAA
This is a messenger RNA of Armigeres subalbatus, 880 nucleotides long. RefSeq lists its product as uncharacterized. The record is from RefSeq and is a predicted model, not a curated record. The coding region runs from base 145 to 480 and encodes 111 amino acids. Lineage: Eukaryota; Metazoa; Arthropoda; Insecta; Diptera; Culicidae. The transcript is spliced from 3 exons.